This is a messenger RNA of Bradysia coprophila, 1965 nucleotides long. It is a transcript of the gene ImpL2, whose product is annotated as Ecdysone-inducible gene L2. Lineage: Eukaryota; Metazoa; Arthropoda; Insecta; Diptera; Sciaridae. The record is from RefSeq and is a predicted model, not a curated record.
UUGUACAGUAGAGCAUCAGACGUCGACCGAACGUGGUGUUACGAAAAAAUUUCGUUUCUCAAAAAGAAUUGAUAUUCGUUUUUCUUUAAAAAAAAAAAACAGCGUGUUCUAAUCAUACAUAAAAAUAUUUGAACCGGAAAUUGAACGAUUUUUAAUUUGUGAAAAGAAAAUCUUAAAAAAAAAUCGUUUUGAGAAAAAAAAAACUUUUUUUGCCUAUGUAAAUGCAACAUUAAAUACAAAUAAUAAUUCCUUAUCGUCUUUCGUAAUAAAUGCACCGUGAAAAGAUAUUGAAUUAAUUAAAUGAAAUUUUGAUAUAAAAUCGGCAUUUCGAAUCGCAAGUGACUGAGAGACAGAGAUAAAACAUAAUCUGGUGUUCUUUUGCAAUCUCACUUUAAGACUAUAAGACUAUCACUUUAGUGAAUAAUUAUAGCAUUUCAAACCAAUAUGCCCAAUAUAUACACGACAAUCCGUGAAACGUGAUUUAAGAACACAUUAAUCGUUGAACAAUUAAAACAAAAAUAGUGAAACGGGGGAAAAGAGGAGGAAAAACAGUUCUCUUAGCGUAUAGUCGAACUUCGUACUUAUGUCCGAUGUUGAAGAUAAUAAAUAUUAUAAGAGAUUACUCAUUCGGACUACUGAUAUAAAAUAUACAAACAAUUCGGUUACAUAGCAUUUGAUCGGAACGGUUGAGAGCCGUGAGAAAAAAAAGUUUAUUGAGUGAAGGAAACGGUUUUAUUUUGUGUGUUUUCUUUUAACAUUUCUCCGUAUUUUCUUUGAGGGUAGAACAAACAAACGACAAUGGAUUCAUAUUUAUAUUUGGCAGUAGCAUUGCUGCUCGCAAGCUCAAUUAAUGGACGUGCCAUAGACGACAUGGACAAUUCCAUAAUGGGUAGCAACAAUAACGACGGGAAACUGUUUGCCGAACGCGAUUGGGUAGAAAUUAGCCUCGCACCACCACCCAAACUAAUUCAACAAGCUGGCAAUAGUAUCGAAUUAGAAUGCGAAGCGACUGGUUCACCGCAACCAACCAUCCAUUGGAUACGUGGCAACAAUCCGCACAAUAUUGUUGAAAACUUUAACGUGAUAACCGAGACCAGUCCAAAUGCAUUGGUGCGCGUACGAUCCCGAUUGAUCAUCGAACACACCAGCUCAUCGGAACGAACGUUCACUUGUGUCGGCCGGGCUGGUAGCAAGACUGCAUUCGAAUCGACGACCAUUUAUGGUGCACCGGGACAUAAAUCACACAAUCUCACUGAACUGCUGUCGCUGAACGGUGGUGCUAAGAAGGCCAGAAUCGUUUUGUACUACAGUGCCUUAUUCGAUACAAUCGGUACGAAUGUUGUACUGCCAUGCAAAGCGGCCGGCCGACCAAAUCCGGAAAUUUACUGGUUGGAUCCAGAUGAUAAUGUAAUUAAUGGACGCGAUCACCGAUUACGAGUACAUCCGUCUGGUUCAUUGCAUAUAUCGUCGUUGCGAUGGUCCGAUAUGGGAAGUUAUACAUGCAUAGCCAAAAAUCCGCUAGAUAAAGAUUCGAUCUCAACAUUCGUCUAUCCGGUAGCGAAUGAAGAUUCGGAGAAGUAGAAAUUUCGCAGGACGCUCCCAAUUACACUAUAUUAUCACCUGUAUACUUAACAGAAACCAAUCUAACAAUUCCUAACUUAUGCCAAUUAGCUGUAAAAUGUGUUAAAUAAUUUAUUAUUUCUAGUUUUUAACAAAAAGAACAAAAACCAUUCAGUUGUACACACCGUAAGGUAUUUGAGAAACAAAAGAAAAAUUAUAACAAAAAAUUUGAAAUUGUAAUUUUCGUUUAUUUAUUAACUUUUUUUAUGUCUCUAUCGUUGGAGUACAUACUUCAAUGAUCUCAAUAGAAUUUAAGAAAUUACGUUUUUUGUGUGAGUGAAAAAAAAAUUAAAUGGCUGAUUCGACUGAUGAUUUGAACAAUAAAAAUCAUGAGACAAUUCAGGU